Molecule: messenger RNA, 1215 nt
Organism: Nestor notabilis (Kea)
Lineage: Eukaryota; Metazoa; Chordata; Aves; Psittaciformes; Psittacidae
Gene: KLF15
Product: Kruppel-like factor 15
Exons: 2
Coding region: 1-1215 (404 amino acids)
Biological process (GO): regulation of transcription by RNA polymerase II
Molecular function (GO): DNA-binding transcription factor activity, RNA polymerase II-specific; RNA polymerase II cis-regulatory region sequence-specific DNA binding
Source: RefSeq, a predicted model, not a curated record
AUGGUGGAUCACUUGCUGCCUACUGAUGAAUCCUUUUCAUCUACAAGAUCUUCCCUUGGGUACUUUGGGGACAUGACAGCGGGGGUGAGGUCCUACCAAAUGCUGCCCUCUCCCCUGUCUGAAGAUGACAGCGACUCGUCCAGCUUUUGUUCUUGUUCCAGCCCUGACUCCCAGGUUCUCAGCUCCAGCUAUGGAAGCACAUCCAGUGCAGAAAGUCAGGACAGUAUCUUAGACUACUUGUUGUCCCAGGCAUCUUUGGGGAACGCCGCCACAUCAUGGUGGGACAAAAGGAGACUUCAGCCGGUAGUGAAAGAGGAGUACUUUAGGUUGCCUGAAUUCUCUGUGGAUAUGGAAGACUCAGGACCAUUUCAGCCCACGCUUGAGGAAAUCGAGGAAUUUCUGGAGGAGAACAUGGAGUUGGAGCUCAAAGAAAGGCCUAAAAGCGAGACCAAGGACUUGAGAGCUUGCAGCCAAGUUUCUGUUGCUUCGCUACAGCAAAAAGACCAUAUGUUACCCAGCGCCAGUUUAAAAGAGAGUAAAAACGAACAGUUGAGCAGCUCAGCAACGGAAGGUGGCCAAGCUUCAAAUGGAGGAAUGUCCCUGGAGAAUGGGAUACCGGUUAUGCUCCAAAUUCAGCCUGUGCAGAUCAAACAGGAAUCCAACACGAGCCCCACUUCCCAAGGACCAGCACAAGAGAACAUUAAAAUUGCACAGCUCCUAGUCAACAUCCAAGGACAGACGUUUGCCCUUGUGCCUCAGAUAGUUCAGUCGUCCAGUUUGAACUUGUCCUCUAAGUUUGUCCGCAUCGCUCCCGUCCCCAUCGCCGCCAAGCCAAUUGGGCCAGGAGGCAUGAUCCCGGGGCAGCCGGGGAUCAUCAUGGGGCAGAAAUUCCAAAAGAACCCUGCAGCAGAACUCAUUAAAAUGCACAAAUGCUCUUUCCCGGGUUGCACCAAGAUGUACACGAAAAGCAGCCACUUGAAAGCCCACCUGAGGAGGCACACGGGAGAAAAGCCUUUCGCCUGCACGUGGCCGGGUUGCGGAUGGAGGUUCUCCAGGUCAGACGAGCUGUCCCGGCACAGGCGCUCCCACUCGGGGGUGAAGCCCUAUCAGUGUCCCGUCUGCGAGAAGAAGUUCGCUCGAAGCGACCACUUGUCCAAACACGUCAAGGUGCAUCGCUUCCCACGAAGCAACCGCUCCAUCCGCUCCGUGAACUGA